Sus scrofa (pig) is the source of this 4412-nucleotide messenger RNA. The record is from RefSeq and is a predicted model, not a curated record. Lineage: Eukaryota; Metazoa; Chordata; Mammalia; Artiodactyla; Suidae.
GUGAAAUGUUUACCGCUCCACCUACACACCACCCCCACCCCCGCCUUAUAGCUCCCCUCCCAGGGAGCAGAUCUCUGAGAGCACAGAGCAGCCCUGCCCUCUGUCCACCUGCCUGGAGCCCUUGACCAUGGCGGCCCUGGCAGCCACAAUAUCCAAGCGCCGUGCUGCGGCCGAGGGUCUUGGCUCCAACCAGAAAGCCGUGAAGUACUUGGGCCAGGACUUCGAGACCCUGAGGCAGCAGUGCUUGGACUCAGGGGUCCUAUUUAAGGACCCAGAGUUCCCAGCAUGCCCAUCAGCCUUGGGCUACAAGGACCUCGGACCACACUCCCCCCAAACUCAAGGCAUCGUCUGGAAGCGGCCCACGGAAUUGUGUCCCAGCCCUCAGUUUAUCGUUGGCGGAGCCACGCGCACAGACGUUUGUCAGGGUGCUUUAGGUGACUGCUGGCUGCUGGCGGCCAUCGCCUCCCUCACCUUGAACGAAGAGCUGCUUUACCGCGUGGUGCCCAGGGACCAGAACUUCCAGGAGAACUACGCAGGAAUCUUUCACUUUCAGUUUUGGCAGUACGGCGAGUGGGUGGAAGUGGUCGUGGAUGACAGGCUGCCCACCAGGGCCGGGGAGCUGCUCUUCCUGCACUCCGGAGAGGGCCGUGAGUUCUGGAGUGCGCUGCUGGAGAAGGCCUACGCCAAGCUCAACGGCUCUUACGAGGCUCUCGCUGGAGGGUCCACAGUGGAGGGGUUUGAGGAUUUCACAGGUGGCAUCUCUGAGUUUUAUGACCUGAAGAAGCCGCCGGCCAGUUUGUAUCAGAUCAUCCGCAAGGCCCUCCGUGCGGGGUCUCUGCUGGCCUGCUCCAUUGAUGUCUCCAGUGCAGCUGAAGCAGAAGCCAUCACUAGCCAGAAGCUGGUUAAGAGUCACGCCUACUCCAUCACUGGAGCGGAAGAGGUGGAUUUCCGGGGCCAUCGGGAGAAGCUGAUCCGACUCAGGAACCCCUGGGGCCAAGUGGAGUGGACCGGGGCCUGGAGCGACAAUGCACCAGAAUGGAAUUACAUAGAUCCCAGACAGAAAGAAGGGCUGGACAAGAAAGCCGAGGAUGGAGAGUUUUGGAUGUCUUUUUCGGAUUUCUUGAAGCAGUUCUCUCGACUGGAGAUCUGCAACCUCUCCCCCGACUCCCUGAGCAGCGAGGAGGUGCAGAAGUGGAAUCUGGUUCUGUUCAAUGGGCGCUGGACGCGGGGCUCCACCGCUGGCGGCUGCCAGAACUACCCAGCCACUUACUGGACCAAUCCGCAGUUCAAAAUCCAUCUGGACGAGGUGGAUGACCACCAGGAGGAGGGCAUUGCUGAAGCCUGCUGCACGGUGCUGCUGGGGCUGAUGCAGAAGAACCGUAGGCGACAGAAGAGGAUGGGACAGGGCCUGCUCAGCAUCGGCUAUGCUGUCUACCAGGUCCCCAAAGAGCUGGAGAGUCCCACGGACGCGCACCUGGGCCGGGACUUCUUCCUGGGCCGCCAGCCCUCCGCCCGCUCUAGCACCUACGUCAACCUACGCGAGGUCUCCGCGCGCCUGCGCCUGCCGCCGGGGGCGUACGUGGUCGUGCCGUCCACCUUCGAGCCCUUCCGGGACGGCGACUUCUGCCUGCGGGUGUUCUCCGAGAAGAAGGCCGAGGCCCUGGAAAUUGGGGAUGUGGUAGCUGGAAACCCACAUGAGCCACACCCCAGCGAGGUGGCUCAAGAAGACGGUCCGCUCCAGAGCCUGUUUGAGAAGCUUGCAGGGAAGGAUUCUGAGCUUGGUGCCAAUGAACUCAAGAUGGCUCUGAAUGAGGUGUUUUCCAAGCGAUCUGACAUAAAAUUCAACGGCUUCGACAUCAACACUUGCAGGGAGAUGAUCAGCCUGAUGGAUAGCAAUGGGACAGGCACCUUGGGGCUGGUGGAAUUCAAGACGCUCUGGUGGAAGAUUGAGAAGUAUCUGGAGAUCUACCGGGAAACCGAUGCUAAGCACUUGGGGACCAUCGAUGCCCAUGAGAUGAGGGCGGCCCUCCAGAAGGCAGGUUUCACCCUCAACAACCAGGUACAGCAGACCAUCGUCACGCGGUAUGCAUGCAGCAAACUGGGCAUCGACUUUGACGGCUUCCUCGCUUGUAUGAUCCGCCUGGAGACCCUCUUCAAAAUCUUCAGCCUUCUGGACAAGGACCAGAACGGCAUCGUCCGGCUCUCUCUGGCUGAGACCUGCAUUUUGCCGGCAAAGGAAUCCCCCCUGUAUCCUGCCUGGUCCUGGAAGGCUCGCCUUGUGAUGUGGGGACAAAGCCCCGACUGUGAGUAAACUUGUAUGCUGCCUUGUUUUUCCUUUUUGUAUGAGGACCCCCCCCGGGAGUCCGGGGCCCACCCUGGCCUCCUGCUCUUCUGUCUUGCAAGAGUUUCAGGGGUGGGGGUGGGACCUCUGGAGGGGGGGGCAGUCAGAUCCCAGGGCACCUGGGGGAGAUGCAGGUUUGGGACUUUGGUGGGAACAGGGUGACUCUGGAGGCCCAGGGGUGUCAUUCUGAUCGUACCCCUGGGCCUCCAGGUGGAAGACACGUCCUCUUCCCUUCCUCCUCCUCCCUGUCUCCCCACCCCCUCAGGACCCCCCCUUUCUCUGUCUCCAUCUUCCCCGUUUCUUCCCUUCCUCCUCCUCCCUUCCAGCCCCACCUCCUCUUGUCAAUCAAAAUCAUGUGCCGGGUCCUGUUUCUGGUGCAGCCCUAGGUACAUGCACUGUAAGAUGGGAGAUGGGCAGCGGACAAGGAGGUUAAGUUCAUGGUCAUGGGCACAGAGAAGGGCUGUGAAGAAGAGGAAGCAGGGAGAGGACAUGUUGGGAGAGGGGUGCCGUCACCUAGGGUGGUCAGGGAGGACCCCUCCAGGAGGGGACCAUGGGUAAGACGUGGGUGAUGAGAAGGAGGCCACCCUGUGGGGAUCUGGGGGAAGAAGAGCCAGACAGAGUCCCUGAGGUGGAACCAGGCUGGAAGGACAGAAAGGAACCAGAGGGAAGGGAGAGGUUGGAGGAGGACCGGGAUGGAGAGCGGGCAGGACAGGAGCAGGGAGGGCCAGCCAGCCCAGGAGGGUGCACUUGGGGCCUGAUGGGAGCUUGGGGAAGCAGAGAUGUGAUUCCUGACACAGGGACUGUAGGAAGGCAGGGGUGGAGGCUAAGGGACAGUGGCUGGUCUUGGGUAGCAGCAGCAGCAACCGUGAGAAGUGAUCAAAUCUGGGGUAGAUAUGGGAGGUAUAUACUCUGGGACGAGUACAGAUUUGGGAGGAGUGGUCGGAUUUGGGAGGUAUGGACACUGGGAUGCACAGUGAACUGAUGUGGGUGAGAACAGAGGGACAGGAAGGAAGCCCUCUAAGUGUUGAGUUGCUGGAGGAUGCGUUUCGCGGAGAUACGGACCUCUUGGGAUGGAGGGGGCAGAAUCUAAUAGGAGGUGGGGGAGGCUCAGUGGUUCAGCUCGGCCAUCUCAGGUAUUGGGGUAGGCAUCUGAGUAGAGAUGUUGAGAAGGCAACAGCUCUGUGGCUUUGGAGUUCAGGGGUGAUAUCAGGGGUAUACACUUGGGAGUCACCAGGAUAAAGAUGGAAUUUAAAGCCACAACAUUGGCUGAGCUCCUUAGGAGGAACCUGGGGGUAAAGAAGAGAAGAAGGCCAGGAAUAGAGUUCCAGGGAUCCUUAAGAUUUAGAGGUCUAGGGGCAGUGGGGAGGGGGCAUCAAAAAGAAGACUUAGGAUGGGCAGGAAAUGAGAUGGGAGUUGAGUGCAAGGACAUGGGCGUGUCAGUUAUUGCUGUGUAACAAAUAAGCCCCAAAUCUCCAUGAUUUACUGUAAUAAGCUUUAUUUAACCUCAAGCCUGGGGGUCAGUGGGGCCCAGAUCUUCCAUGUUGGCUCAGCAAGGGCCAUUCCAUUGGGUUGCCCAUGUCUCUUACCAUCCUCCUGGCACAGUGGCCUUCUCUUCUUGGUGGUGGCAGAGGUGCAGAGAGCAAGCCCAAUCACGCAAGCACUUGUCCCGCCUUUGGUCACGUCACACUGCCUAACCUUCCAUUGGCUGAAGCAAGGCACGGGGUAGAAAUUAAAGUCAAGGCACCAGAAAAUACACACCCUCUCUUUGGUGGAAGGAGCUGCAGAAUCACAUGGCGAGGUUUGCAUCCCCAGAGGGGUGAUGCCUCAGCCAGGAGUGUAACCUGCCACAAAGAUUGGGAGGAAAUUGUUUCCAGGAAGACUGAGUGGCCAGCCUGGCCAAACUCCCCUGAGACGUCAAGGAAGAUGAAGACAAAGACUUGACCAUGGCAUUGGACCAGACGGUGGCUGAUGACAGUUGCAGCAGAGUCUGGGGACGAGAGGAUCCCUGAGGCAGACCAGUGAAGACAGGAUGGACAACCCGGAGACAGGGACACAGAGCAGGCUGUUAAGU